AUGUCGAACAUUAGUGACACCACGUCGAUGUGUUUGAUGGAUAAUUUCCGAAUCGAUGUAUUUGUUUGGCAAAUAGGUGCCUUUCUAUUCCCUAUAUUCGGCAUACCUGGUCACAUCUUAAUCAUAUUAACCAUGUGCAAUUUAGAUCGACAACGAUUCCAUCCAACCUGCUUAUAUUACAUAUUCAUAGCCAUUUCCGAAACUAUCUAUUUGAUGUUCUUCUUUUGGGACUGGCUUGAUGCAGUGAAUCUGGCGCCAGAUCCACGAAAAGUCCUCAAUUGCGCUUAUUUCUAUCCAUUCGUUGGUAGUACAGCAUUGAUUUCGCUGAUUCUAAUCGCCCUAUUGAAUAUCGAUCGGGUACAUAUGAUCAUGUAUCCACAACGGACACAUUCCAAAAUAACAAACAAACGAGUGCUUAUCAAAAUCUUCUUAACGUACACAACAGCGAUUUUCUUCGUUAUUCACUAUCGAUAUUCGUUGAAAUACUAUGGAAAAGCAUUUGUUAUCUUUGGUCAAGCUUGUCAAGUACAUGAUUAUGCGCACGUUUGGUUUUAUUCCGUUUGGCCGUACAUCAAUUUGCUCUGUCGCCUUAUCCCAUGCUUAAUGAUUUUUACAUGCACUUCAUAUAUCUGCUGCAAUCGUUGUCAACAAAAACACGAUUCUCGAAUACGUCGUAAGCAACAAACGUCUUCUUUAUUGCUUGUCUUCGUCAGUAUUUAUACGCUUUUUGCCGUUUUACCAAUAACAAUCUUACAAUUGUUCAAUUUGAAAAUGAAAGACUUCGAAAGUGAUGAUCUCAAUUAUCAAUGCCGAAGAGAUGUUGAACAUCGAGCCGAACUAUGGAAAUUCCUCAACGCGCUGUUUAUUAUGUUGGAAGCGAGCACAUACAUGAAUAAAUUUUAUGUAAAAUGGCUCUUUUCACCCGAAUUCCGACGGAAUGUUAAACAAAUGGUUCGGUGUCGAUCUCUAUUUCCAUCACAUUCAAGAAAUUCUCUCUAG
This is a messenger RNA of Adineta ricciae, 999 nucleotides long. The record is from the annotation of a GenBank genome assembly. NCBI's taxonomy places the organism in Eukaryota, Metazoa, Rotifera, Eurotatoria, Adinetida, Adinetidae.